AAGAAACUCAGUAGAUCGACCUCCCCAAGGCGUAAAGGCAUCCGGGGCCCACUUCACCUGUGUGAUGACUUAACAGUGGGAAACAGGACUUGCAGAGGCAGUUCGGAUGCUCAGAGCGCCACAGUGUGCUCUGCUGCUAAGCUGACAGACAGACAAUCCAAAUCUGAAGCUGCAGGUAGUAGAAAGAAGAAGAAGAAAAAAAAACACUUUGAGGUUUCUCCAGAGAACUUCUCUCCGCAGCGGGUUGGACCCGACGCACGGACUUGUUGCCCCAGCAGAGCUCUGAGGGGGCCCUCGGUUGUUGUGUUGCGUGUCCGACAUACAAGUCAGCGACAGGACUUAAAAGCCUGCUGUCAGGAUGAUGUCCUACAUAAAGCAACCCCAUUACACCAUGAACGGGUUAAAUUUGCCUGGCUCCGGAAUGGAUGUGCUACACACAACCAUCGCUUAUCCAUCCACUCCCCGGAAGCAGCGCCGAGAGCGCACCACCUUCACCCGGACACAGCUGGACAUCCUGGAGGCGUUGUUCUCCAAGACCCGCUACCCAGACAUCUUCAUGAGGGAGGAGGUGGCCCUCAAGAUCAACCUGCCUGAGUCACGUGUGCAGGUUUGGUUUAAAAACCGCCGUGCCAAGUGUCGUCAGCAGCAGCAGCAGAGCACUGGGCAGUCCAAGCCCCGCCCUCCCAAAAAGAAGGCCUCUCCAGUGCAGGAACCCAGCGCCCCUGAUCCGGUUCCUAACCCAUCGGGCUCCUACAGCCCGUCCUCGGUCCAGUCGGGCCCCAGCCUGGUCCCGAGCUCCAGCACUGGAAACGCAGCCGUGUCCAUCUGGAGCCCGGCCAUCUCGCCCCUGCCCGACCCCCUGGCCUCCUCCUCGGCCCCCUGCAUGCAGCGGCCCUCCCCUUACCCUAUGAGCUACGGCCAGCCGUCGGCCUACACCCAAGGCUACGCCAGCACCACCUCCUACUUCACCGGCCUGGACUGCAGCGCCUACCUGUCCCCCAUGCACUCACAGCUGUCAGGCACCGUGGGCGCCCUCAGCCCCAUCACUGUGCCCUCGAUGGGGGGCUCCCUAAGCCAGUCCCCGGCCUCGCUGUCCUCACAGGGCUACAGCACGGCUUCCUCUCUGGGCUUCACCUCUGUUGACUGCCUGGACUACAAGGACCAGCAGGCCUGGAAACUGGGCUUCACCACAAUGGACUGCCUGGACCACAAGGACCAAAACUCCUGGAAGUUCCAGGUCCUCUAAGAAAGCAAGACAGGGUGGUGUUCAUGUGUGUGUCAACGUGUCCCGUGUGAGAUAGUGUGAAGCAGUUCUGCCAGAGGACUUGUUCUCUUUGGUUUUCAGUUUCAUGUUUGUAAGAGUUUGUUUUAUUUUCUAAAGGGGACCUCUGUAGAAACGCAUUUUAUCUGAACGACUUUGGAGAUGAAGGGACCAGCGACUGUCAUCGAUGCUGCCUGACUGCAAAUCAUAUCUGUUGUCUUCUUCAUGUUAACUUAAAUAAGGGAGCAAAAGCCUUUAAUCAGUUUGUAGGAAAAUACUGGAGUCGUACGUAUGGAAACACACUGAGCAAAUCUCUUCUUUUAACAUUACACACACACACACACACACACACACACACACACACACACACACACACACGGCGUACACGUGUUUCAUUUUUGUUUUAAACGUGCAUUGUCAUAGAGUGAACGGAGCGCUGCUUUGACAGGAAGGAGCUCUGGAGUCCUGUAGGUCACCUCCCCCCGUCAGGGUUUAAUUCUUUUGAGCUUUAUUUAUUCUUAUUAUUUUACGCUACAUUUAAAUAUGUAGUUUGGUUGCGUUUAGAUAUUUUUGAGCAUUUGUGUUGCGUAUUACAGUGUUAGCCUUUAGUGUUAUCAUCCCCUAAUCUUGUUUGAUGGAAACAUUAGAUCUUCUGUUUUUAGUUGUGUGACAUAUUAAAGUGAUCUCUUCGUUACACGCUGUGCACUGGCAAUCAUUGAGAUUCUUUGAAAUCAAUUAUAGUUUGUAGCUCGAUAGGAAUUUGGCUGAUUCUGAUGCAUUUAGAGUUACUGGGCCACAGUUAGAGGCCAGGGUGAAGACUGGACACGGCAGAGGUAAAGUGGCCAUGCUCAGGUCUGGACCCGUCACGUUGGUCAUGUGGCCUGCAUGGCCCUCGCCGCUCCAUCUUGCUUAUUUUAGCUUAUCUGAUUCGGGGAGUGUCCCAAUCCUCUUAGCCUACCUUCAGCAAUGCCCUAAGUGAAUUAGUUAGGAUUAUUGCCCUCUCCCCCCUCUGUCUCUCUCUGUGUCUCUCACCCACCUCACCCACAUUGGCCUUCUCAUCCUCCCCUUCCUUUCCUCCAUCUUUUUCUGUCUUUAUCCAUCUUUCCUCACUCCCUCUUCAACUCUGCAGUCUCUCUUUUCUCUUACCUCUGCCUGUUUUCUCUCAGGUCGUCGGCGUUUUGUGUCAGCUCACGUGUAUCCCACUUAUCCUGUGGAUCCCCCGAAAACAACACACGUUCCGAAUCAAUGAAACAAUGCAGUUUAAUAAAAGAUUUUUACUUCAGUUGUUUUCAGUAACUGUCCCAACUCUGAGAUAGCUCUCUAUCAGAUCAGUGGGUCCCCUUCUUUCAACCCCUCCUCCACCCACCACCAGUCUCCCGAACUCUUCGGAUAAUUUGGGCAUCUCCACGUGGCCCGAUUAGUGCCACGCAAACUUACCCAUGACAUCAACUAUGUCAACAUGUUUUAUAGAGGUGUGUGUUGCUUGUGUAGAAGAAGGGCAGUAAGAAAAGACUGAUUCUCUGUUAAUGUUCCAAAGCAUUGACCACCCUCCCAUUGAAUUCCAUGACAUCAUUUGCCAUCUUUUUAAAGCUAAAUUCAAUUUCUCUGGUUUGUCAUUUUACAGCAGUUCCUAAUGACCAACACAUCUAAACUGUCUAAAGGUGUUGUUGUUUAGAAUCAGAUUUCAUUUGUGCAAGUGAUAUGAUAAAUGCUUCACGUCAGCUAAAGCAAUAUAAAGGGCUCGAUAAAGUAUCACUCCUCCUAGAGAUAUCUCUAAUGUAAUUCUGAUAGAAAUGAUCAAAUCUAAUUCUAAUUUUUGGGACUGUGUAAAUCAUAUCUGAUCCCUGUCUCCAACCAUGUCAAAUGUCACAACAUUUUCAUUAUAAACUGAGAUCUGCUGCACUGA
This is a messenger RNA of Perca fluviatilis (European perch), 3167 nucleotides long. RefSeq names its product cone-rod homeobox (gene crx). Lineage: Eukaryota; Metazoa; Chordata; Actinopteri; Perciformes; Percidae. Gene Ontology annotation, cellular component: nucleus. The transcript is spliced from 3 exons. Gene Ontology annotation, biological process: multicellular organism development; regulation of transcription by RNA polymerase II. Bases 359 to 1246 code for a protein of 295 amino acids. Gene Ontology annotation, molecular function: RNA polymerase II cis-regulatory region sequence-specific DNA binding; DNA-binding transcription factor activity, RNA polymerase II-specific. The record is from RefSeq and is a predicted model, not a curated record.